AAAAGAUGUAAAAAAAAAAGAACUAAGUUUGGUUAGUGUGUGUAAUGACGAUGAAAGAUGAUGAGAAGUGAUAACUUAUUUUAAGGGCUAAGAACAACAACAAAGUUGAUUAUUAGAAGAAAGAAAUAAUUAAAAAGCAAAUUGCAAACAGCGAAAAGAGAGAUGAUGACAAAAAAUGGUUAGUAACGGCCAAAAGGUAAACAGGUUGGCUGCUCUUUGUUUCCAUUAAAAUUAGUAAAAAUUCCGAGAAUGGCAUUUUCGCAAUUCAUAGAUAUCAUCAACUUGUGUGUUUGUUGGCCGAUUAUAAUAUAAAGGAAGGGAAACUCUUCUUCUCUUUCUUCUCAUUUUCUCUCAAUUCCUCGCAGCUGAAGCUAUUUGGCAUAUACUUGUCUUCGCUUUUCGUAGCUCUUUCGCGCAUAAUAAUAACUGAGGUUGUUGUUUAAUCAAGAAGAGUGUGCAAAAAUUGGAAGGCCAGGGAAUGCAGAAACAUGUAUUUGAAAGCUGAACUCAAUUGCUCUACACCACCCUCUCAGAUCCUUUGUCCCUUUGGGCCCUUGUUCUCCCUCAUCCCUUAUGUGGACACCCAUUUUCUAAACCCCUGCUUCCACACCUUCCAGCCUUCCUCUCACAAUGCUAGAAAAAACGCCACUUGGAAGCAUGAUCUUUGCGAAGACGGUUGAUCCGACACUAACAGCCUCCUCCUGAGUUCCUCCUCUACCCUUUAUGUUGUCUGCGUUUUAGUAUAUUCUAGGGUGGUCUUUUUAUUUAGUGGUAUUAGUAGUGCUCUAAGCUAACCAGUUAGUCAAUGGAGAAGAAAGGAUCUGUGUUGAUGCUCCGUUAUGAGGUUGGGAAGUUUCUCGGUCAAGGUACCUUUGCUAAGGUAUACCAUGCUAGGCAUUUGAAAACUGGUGAUAGUGUAGCGAUUAAGGUCAUCGACAAAGAAAGAAUCCUCAAAGUUGGCAUGACCGAGCAGAUUAAGCGAGAGAUCUCUGCCAUGAGACUCUUGAGGCAUCCCAACAUCGUUGAGCUCCAUGAAGUCAUGGCCACCAAAUCUAAAAUCUACUUCGUCAUGGAACAUGUUAAGGGUGGUGAGCUCUUCAACAAAGUGUCAACUGGGAAGCUGAGAGAAGACGUUGCGAGAAAGUACUUUCAGCAGCUUGUACGCGCUGUUGACUUCUGUCACAGCCGUGGAGUAUGCCACAGGGACCUGAAGCCGGAGAAUCUCUUGUUGGAUGAGCAUGGGAAUCUUAAGAUCUCUGAUUUUGGUCUCAGCGCUCUUUCUGACUCUAGAAGGCAAGACGGGUUGCUGCAUACUACAUGCGGGACCCCUGCAUAUGUUGCACCGGAGGUGAUAAGCAGGAACGGGUAUGAUGGGUUUAAAGCGGAUGUGUGGUCCUGUGGAGUGAUAUUGUUCGUCUUGCUCGCUGGAUAUCUUCCUUUCCGUGAUUCCAAUCUGAUGGAGCUGUAUAAGAAGAUAGGCAAAGCUGAAGUCAAGUUCCCCAACUGGCUUGCUCCGGGGGCAAAGAGAUUGCUCAAGAGGAUCUUGGAUCCUAACCCCAACACAAGGGUAUCAACUGAGAAAAUAAUGAAGAGCUCUUGGUUCCGUAAAGGCCUACAAGAGGAGGUGAAAGAAUCAGUUGAGGAAGAGACAGAAGUGGACGCAGAGGCAGAGGGAAACGCAAGUGCAGAGAAGGAAAAGAAGCGGUGUAUCAACCUGAACGCGUUUGAGAUCAUAUCUCUGUCCACGGGGUUUGAUCUCUCGGGACUGUUCGAGAAGGGAGAGGAGAAGGAGGAGAUGAGGUUUACAUCAAACAGAGAGGCAUCUGAGAUAACAGAGAAGCUGGUGGAGAUUGGGAAGGACCUUAAGAUGAAAGUGAGGAAGAAGGAACACGAAUGGAGGGUGAAAAUGUCGGCUGAGGCUACAGUGGUGGAAGCGGAAGUGUUUGAGAUUGCGCCGAGCUAUCACAUGGUGGUGCUAAAGAAGAGCGGUGGAGAUACUGCUGAGUAUAAGAGAGUCAUGAAGGAGAGUAUAAGACCGGCUUUGAUCGACUUUGUAUUAGCUUGGCACUGAAACAUAUUCUAUCCUUUUUAUGUGUCUUCUUCUUUUAGAAUGUUUUUCUUGUUUUGUUUUGCCAAUGUGUUUAGUUUAUGUAUUUUCUCUUGAGUCUCAUCUUAAGACGUGUUUCGUAUUUUUCUAGGUGUCAGUGUAACAAUAAUAAUAUGUGAGGACCAAUUAUAUAGUUUGAGACAAAAUAAGUAGAUUUCUUUAUCAGAUAAAAUAAAAUAAAUUGAGCCUUAAUGAAAUAAGCCAAUAGACCGACAACGGUUUUAGGAAGCAUUAUACUACUAUUUUGUAGUUAUUUCGUAUUAUUGUAGUCUUUUGGAUGAUCUUUUUGUGUAUUAACAAAGUCAAAACAAAUUUAUAAUUUAACUUACGUUACAG
Molecule: messenger RNA, 2443 nt
Organism: Arabidopsis thaliana (thale cress)
Lineage: Eukaryota; Viridiplantae; Streptophyta; Magnoliopsida; Brassicales; Brassicaceae
Gene: CIPK15
Product: CBL-interacting protein kinase 15
Exons: 2
Coding region: 806-2071 (421 amino acids)
Biological process (GO): signal transduction
Molecular function (GO): protein kinase activity; ATP binding; protein serine kinase activity
Source: RefSeq, marked reviewed